ACGACAACAGCUAAGAUAGCCUAGCCGAUACAACAGCUAAGUUAGUUCAGUUGACCCGACGCCCGACACGCUUUUCUGUCAUCUGUAUGUUUUUUCUCUCUUUUCUGUCCAAAUAUAUAUUUUUCUACAAACAAUAGCUGUCCUGUCCAUGACGUCUUUUUUCGUUCAACGGGGUUUAGCUAGUGUAUUUAUAAAGAGACCAAAAUCUCUUUAUGUGUACCAGUUCCCGAUGCUGUGAAAGUACCUACAUUAAGCUGCCAGCCCCCACAGCAGAGUCGCCCAAUGCUCUUCGCGUCUUCUCCUUCUAUUUAUCCAGCGACUGCAAAGACCAGCCACAGGCCAGCUUCGACUGCAUCCAUCAAUAUGUUUCAAGUGACGGCCGCGAGCAGCUGGAAGGUCAAGGGGUCAUCCAAGACAAGAUCACCGUAUGCGCCACCGAGGACUCCUAUCAGAUGACACGCGAGAGGAUGUCUCAGGUAGAGAAGGAUAGCUGGAGCCGUUCCGCCAUCGAGAUAAAACCCGGAGCCACACAUCCCAGUAAAAGCGUCAAGAUCCAUAAGAGGCCGCCCAUCGCGUCCGCAUCAGACAGCAGCUUCUGCAAACCUCAUGCGCCCAGCCGGUGGAGCGGCAGCAUGGUCUCGCUCCACCAGAAGCCCCUCAAGGAGCGCAUCAUUCAUCUGCUGGCUCUCAAGUCCUACAGGAAGCCGGAGCUCCUGCUGUGGUUGGAGAGGGAACGGGUUGGUCCCAAGGACAAGGCGGAGCUCGGAGCCAUAUUGGAAGAGGUGGCAAAAGUGAACCCAAAAGAUAGCAGCUACCUCCUGAAAGAGGACUUCUACAAGUACGUGCGGAGGGACUGGCCUGGCUAUAGCGAGGAAGAGCGACAGCUCAUGAACAGGUUGUUAUCAAGGAAGUUGCCGCCUUUCGUGCACGGCCAUUGGAGGAAUCCUCAAGCCAAUGAAUCAAUCGUGAAACCAUCCGAGGACAGAAUGCUGAUGCAUCACAGCCUGACAAAGAACCCGGUAGUGAAACGCCCCGUGCCUACAGACAGUCUCCAAGCUCUGGCCGCAAAGAGACAAAGACAAAUUGAUCAGAGGACACAACCGCAGCCAUUUAUGAACGGACUCUUAAACAAUAAGGGAGCACCUAUCACUGAUCCUCUUACUUUCCACACUAAACCUGACUUCCAAGGGACGAAUAACACCAUAGGGAGCAACGUUAGCGAUCACCGGCAUGAUUCUCCUGGAGAGAAUAUAAUGUCGAGCGCCCCCGACGUAUCGGAGACCGACCAGCACAAAACCAAAGCGAUGUGCCGCGACCCACCUCGGGCAGACUUGGAAUGCCCUCAACAGCAGAGGAAGAAGAAAUCCAAAAAGCAUAAAGACAAGGAGCGGGAAAGAUUGAAAGACCACCAGGACAAAAAGUGGUCAGAGGGGAGUCCAGAUCUCAAGCAUGAGCAGGGCAAACUCGAGAAUUGCGACAUCACUAAUGGCUUGGAUUUGGCGGAGAAACCGGAUUAUGUGAACCUGUAUGUCAGGAUCACAAGCGUGGAGCAGCGUCAACGCUACCAGGAGGAUUUCAGCGCCGAGUACGACGAGUACAAAGACCUGCACACCCGAAUCGCUACCAUCACUCACAUGUUUAUUCAGCUCGCAUCCAAGAUCAAGAGCAUGUCACCCGGGACGAAAGAACACAAGGUAAUGGAAGAUCAAAUUUUAGAAAAAUACAACAAGUAUCGAAAGAAAUUUCCAGACUACCAGGAAGAGAAGAAGCGCUGUGAAUAUCUGCACCAGAAACUCUCGUUUAUCAAGCAGCUCAUCGAGGACUACGACGUCUCUCAAACCUCCUCGUAGCGUCGGCUCUCCCUUCACAUUGGAUUCAGUUCAUCGGGGAGAUUUUUUCCACGAACAAUAUAUGGUCCACAAGUGAUGGAAAGGUUUUUAGAAGAGCCCCUCCCUCAACCCCAAAAACGGUCCAAGGAGAGAGACGUUAAACUCGGCAAAAUCAUCUUGGUGCAUCCGCCAGAAUCAUUGGCAAUCCGAAGAGCCUGUUUAACUCAUCAGUACACAUGAGAGUUGCCUCCUUUCAAGUGUUCCAAGAAAGCCUUCUGGUCUGCGGCUUAGCUAGUGCCUCUUUUCGGGUUUAUUUUCUGCCGUAGAAUUGACAUUUUGACGUUUUCUUUUUUUUGGGAGGAGGGCGACAUACUAAAGCUCAAUAUUAUAUUUGUAUAGUUACGAACCCUUCUUCUUCAUUAAUUCUACUGUUUAAUUGCAGCUCAUUUUCCUUUAGGAUGUCCUCCAAAAUUCUCGUAAAUCGAGGGUGGUGAAACAUUUUCUUGUCAGUUUUGUAUAAAGUCCUCCAUCCUAAAUUUAUAGAAAAUAUAUGAUGCAAUGAUCAAACAAAUGCUUCUAAUUGUUAUGUGCAUCUGCGGAUUCAGUGUCUCUUUAUAACUGCCCUCUGUCGCACCGCGGUGAGGGUUGUCUGGUCACUUCAUUUAUUUUGAAAGAAUGACUCUUACCCUUUCCCCUGUGUCAGCCCCGCCCUGAAGGUUCCCACCUGUUGCCACUUACCUUGAGUUUAAAUGGUACCUUGUCUCCCUUUGUCCUGUGCCAGUGUAUUUCGUCCUUGUGCGCGCAAUCCAGCUUCUCGCCUCUCGCCACAGAUUUAACCGGUUCUUGCCUUGUUUCCACAGCCUUGCCGUUUUGAGUUGUCACUCGCUGAUCCUCAAAUAUAUCUUUGUACUUUGAACCC
This is a messenger RNA of Hippocampus zosterae (dwarf seahorse), 2748 nucleotides long. Its product is annotated as RNA polymerase II elongation factor ELL2. The record is from RefSeq and is a predicted model, not a curated record. Gene Ontology annotation, biological process: transcription elongation by RNA polymerase II; snRNA transcription by RNA polymerase II; positive regulation of transcription elongation by RNA polymerase II. Gene Ontology annotation, molecular function: cis-regulatory region sequence-specific DNA binding. The transcript has 11 exons. The coding region runs from base 213 to 1850 and encodes 545 amino acids. Gene Ontology annotation, cellular component: transcription elongation factor complex. NCBI's taxonomy places the organism in Eukaryota, Metazoa, Chordata, Actinopteri, Syngnathiformes, Syngnathidae.